Molecule: messenger RNA, 408 nt
Organism: Maudiozyma saulgeensis
Lineage: Eukaryota; Fungi; Ascomycota; Saccharomycetes; Saccharomycetales; Saccharomycetaceae
Source: the annotation of a GenBank genome assembly
AUGAGUUAUAAUAUUGGAGACUUGGAAUACGUGGACGCUGGUCAAUUAUGUCAAUGGAUAAAACAAGGGAAUCAAACCAAUCUGGGUGAAAAAAUUGUAGUUGUGGAUGUUAGAGGUCAUGAUCAUAUUGGAGGACACAUUAAAGGUAGCAUCAAUAUACCGUCUAGCAAGUUUGUUAACGAGAUGGCUAAUCUGAAACAACGUAUGGAAAAUGAACAAAUAAAAAUGGUCGUUUUCCAUUGUGCACAGUCACAACAGAGAGGUCCUUCUGCCGCCUUAAAGUUUCUACGGUAUUCAGAAGAUGAAUUUCAUAUACGUGUCUUACGAGGAGGGUUUAUCGAGUGGCAAGAACGCUAUAGUUCAGAUCCUCAAUUGACCUCAAACUAUAUAAAGGACCUGUGGAUGUAA